Messenger RNA from Branchiostoma floridae (Florida lancelet), 1404 nucleotides. RefSeq names its product enoyl-CoA delta isomerase 1, mitochondrial-like. Bases 7 to 912 code for a protein of 301 amino acids. Gene Ontology annotation, biological process: fatty acid beta-oxidation. The transcript has 4 exons. Gene Ontology annotation, molecular function: enoyl-CoA hydratase activity. Lineage: Eukaryota; Metazoa; Chordata; Leptocardii; Amphioxiformes; Branchiostomatidae. Gene Ontology annotation, cellular component: mitochondrion. The record is from RefSeq and is a predicted model, not a curated record.
ACCAAGAUGGCGACGUUCAUAGCAUCUGGCGGGCGAGUCUGGAGAAAGUUUGUCAAAACUUUUCCUUUAGGCUCAAACUUAUCUCUAAAAAGAUCCCCUACUAGUGCACUAGCGAACGGUAGACUAUCUAGCACAAGCAGUGAGAACGUGCUAGUCAGUAAGGAUGAGAAGAGUGGCAUCGCGACGGUCCGGAUGAACAACCCUCCCGUCAACAGUUUGAACACCGCUCUGCUGCUGUCCCUCAGGAGUUGUUUUGAAGAGCUGGAGAAGGACAAGAGUUGCAGGGCACUCAUCCUGACUUCUAACAAACCGAAAGUCUUCUGUGCUGGGCUGGACAUCUUGGAACUUUAUCAGAAAUCUCCUGACUAUGUUGGUCAGUUCUGGGAGAAGGUUCAGGACAUGUGGCUAUCCUUGUAUGGUUCCCGCCUGGUUACCAUGGCAGCCAUCAAUGGCCACUCCCCUGCCGGAGGGUGCCUGCUCAGUCUGGCCUGUGACUACCGCAUCAUGGCAGAGGGAAACUUUGUGAUAGGGCUGAAUGAGACCCAGCUGGAUCUAGUUGCCCCGUUCUGGCUGCGGCAGAUGAUGGUUGAUGCCAUCGGCUACAGGCAGGCUGAGAUGGCCCUGAUGGUCGGUGCUCUGUAUCCAUCUAACAAGGCCUUACAACUGGGCCUGGUGGACAAGCUGGUGCCUAUAGAAGAUGUACAGACUGUUGCUGAAGAAGAGGUGAAGAACUGGCUGAAGAUUCCGGACCAGGCCAGAGCCAUCACCAAGAUGGCGUCCCGUAAGCCGCUCCUCGACGAGCUGCGCAAACGAAAGCAGGAGGACAUCCAGACAUUCAGGGAUGAGACCACCAGGGAAUCAGUCCAACUGUCAAUCCAACAGUACCUAGACAAGCUGAAGGCUAAAAAAUGAUGGUAGCUCAUUUGCAACUGAUUAGAUGAUAAGGAAAGCUGGAAUAUUUAACAGAAGGAGUUGAUGUGAUGUGAAAGUCUUAAGUUAAUGAAACCGUAGGCUUUCUGUUUUUGCAAAAUUUGCAAUGUAAGUCUGCAAAAUUGAUUUCAGAAAUGGUUGAAUUAAUGUAUAUACAGAAGCUGGAUUAUAUUAUUCUUGGAGUGGGAUCAAUGUUAAUUGUUAUUACGUGGCACUAAGUUGUCAACAAUUGGAAAAAGGAGCUUGAUCAUUGUCUUCCCAAAUAGGAUCAUUGUAAGAAGGAUAAGUUUAUUGCACUGUAAACUUACAUGCCUAUUAAAGUUCAUAAUAAAAAAAGUGUGUGAUUUAAGUUUACCAUGUGUUUACUUUCGUGUAAGAUUCUUCCUUUUAAAUGGAAUUUGUAAACAGAAUAUUUGUACUUAAGCAGAACACCUAAUUAACAAUCUGCACUGUCCCAUUAAACCGUAUUACUUC